Messenger RNA from Etheostoma cragini (Arkansas darter), 2047 nucleotides. It is a transcript of the gene mtmr1a, whose product is annotated as myotubularin related protein 1a. Bases 263 to 2047 code for a protein of 594 amino acids. NCBI's taxonomy places the organism in Eukaryota, Metazoa, Chordata, Actinopteri, Perciformes, Percidae. Gene Ontology annotation, molecular function: phosphatidylinositol-3,5-bisphosphate 3-phosphatase activity. The transcript is spliced from 18 exons. The record is from RefSeq and is a predicted model, not a curated record. Gene Ontology annotation, biological process: dephosphorylation.
GAGCUAGAGCCACAGUGCGAGGAAGAGAUGCGAGUGAGACAGGGCAGUCCGGAGGAAGCAAAAAUUACCAAAUGACAGGAAGCGUUGAUACUGAUUUAACAGUGAGCCCCGAGCCCUAUCACAACAAACAGGCGCGCGCGCGCUGAGGGCAGACAUUGGAAUUAAACCAAGGUUUUAGUUUCAUCCGCAUCCUCUUAUCAGAGGAAACCGUCCGCAUCCGCCACUACAGUAGUGACCUAGAAAGUAAACAGUUGUCUGGCAGAUGGAGAAGCAGGCCGGAGCUGCUGGGGCGGCGGACGGAGGAGGGUCGAACAGAAAACUCUGGGGCUCGCCGACCGGCUUACCAGCCACCGGAGAAACCCUGGACAGUCCAACGGGUUCUCAUGUAGAAUGGUGUAAACAGCUGAUCGCAGCCACCAUCUCCAGUCAGAUCUCAGGAUCAGCCCCGGCUGACAUCGGGAACCGAGACAACAAGGCUAGGAGAAGACCAGAUUUCAUGGUGUCCAAGCGGCUGAUUCCCAGGCAAGAUUCACAAGAUGGAGGUCUUUGUUACCAUGGAGAAAUUGAUUCUGAGCAUCCUUCCGAUGCGUUGAACCUUCCAGCUUUGAGAUACGGGACACAGGUCACAAUGUUCCAGAACCAGGUUCCUUUGCUACCAGGAGAGUCCAUCCAGACUACAGUCAAGGAUGUGAUGUAUAUCUGUCCAUUCAGCGGUCUGGUUAAUGGAACCCUGACCAUCACAGACUACAAACUGUACUUCACCAGUGCGGAACGGGAGGCUCCAUUCGUUCUGGAUGUGAACCUGGGAGUGAUCAGCAGACUGGAGACCAUCAGUGUUACCAACCAGGGAGAGAACACCAAAGGCCUGGAGCUGGUCUGCAAGGACAUGAGGAGUCCCAGGUUUGCCUAUAAGACAGAGGAGAGCCACCCGGACGUGGUGGAGCUGCUGGACAAACACGCCUUCCCCCUCUCACACAGCCUGCCCCUGUUUGCCUUCCUGUAUAAGGAGCAGUUUCCUGUGGACGGUUGGAAGGUAUACGACCCGACAGCUGAGUACAGACGUCAGGGCCUCCCUAAUGAGAGCUGGACCAUCAGCAAGAUAAACAGCACCUAUGAGCUUUGUGACACCUAUCCCUCCACCCUGGUCAUCCCAACCAACAUCACAGAAGAAGACAUCAAACGGGUGGCUGUGUUUCGAGCCAAGCACCGCAUCCCGGUCCUGUCCUGGAUUCACCCAGAGUCUCAAGCAACCAUCGUACGCUGCAGCCAGCCGCUAGUCGGCCCUUCAGACCGCCGCUGUAAAGAGGACGAACGCUACCUCCAAAUCAUCAUGGACGCCAACGCUCAGUCCCACAAGCUGACCAUCUUCGACGCCCGGCAGAGCAGUGUAGCACUCACAAACAAGGCAAAGGAUGGAGGGUAUGAAAGUGAGAGCUUUUACCAAAACGUGGAGCUGAACUUCCUGGAAAUCCCCAACAUCCAUGUGAUGAGGGAGUCUCUGAGGAAGAUGAAGGCCGUGGUUUAUCCCACCAUUGAUGAAGCCCACUGGCACUCCGCUAUCGACCAGACACACUGGCUGGAAUACAUACGGCUGUUAUUAGCAGGAGCAGCAAAGAUAGCUGACAAGCUGGAGUCUGGAAAGACGUCGGUGGUGAUUCACUGCAGCGACGGCUGGGACCGGACUGCUCAGCUCAGCUCUCUGGCCAUGCUGAUGCUGGACAGUCACUACCGCACGCUCCGAGGAUUCCAGGUUCUGGUGGAGAAGGAGUGGAUAAGUUUUGGACACAAGUUUGCUGCUCGCGUAGGUCACGGCGAUGAGAACCACGCUAACUCCGAGCGCUCGCCUCUCUUCGUCCAGUUCAUCGACUGCGUCUGGCAGAUGACUCGACAAUUCCCAGCAGCCUUUGAGUUCAACGAGCUGUUUCUGAUCACAGUGCUGGACCACCUCUACAGCUGUCUGUUUGGUACAUUCCUGUAUAACAGUGAGCAGGAGAGGGCGGCCAAGGUACGUGCCAUCCUUCUGUUAACUAACCAGAUCCAGGUUUAA